AUGUCAGCAGCCACAGCAGCAGCCAUCAACAAGAAGCGGAAGAAGGACGGCCUCAGGCCUAUUAUUACUACUGAGACCGCUCACCUUACAUCCUCCUCCGCCAUGCAAGGCUCGCCUACCUCUACCUCGUCCUCUGUGGAGGACCCCGCCGACAACACCGCCGACGAGGAGGACUCCGAGGACUAUUGCAAGGGCGGUUACCACCCCGUUACUGUCGGCGAGAAGUUCAACAACGGCCGUUACACCGUCGUCCGUAAGCUCGGCUGGGGCCACUUCUCCACAGUCUGGCUCUCUCGCGAUGCCACCACCUCCAAGCACGUCGCCCUCAAAGUCGUCCGCUCUGCUGCACACUACACCGAGACCGCCAUCGACGAGAUCAAGUUGCUCCAGCGCAUCGUCAACGCGAAGCCCGAACACCCAGGUCGCCGACACGUCGUCUCCCUCCUCGACUCCUUCGAGCACAAAGGGCCCAAUGGCACACACGUUUGCAUGGUCUUUGAGGUCCUCGGCGAGAACCUACUCGGUCUCAUCAAGAAGUGGAAUCACCGUGGUAUCCCCAUGCCCCUCGUCAAGCAGAUAACGAAGCAGGUUCUCCUCGGCCUCGACUAUCUGCACCGCGAGUGUGGCAUCAUCCAUACAGAUCUUAAGCCAGAGAACGUCCUUAUCGAGAUAGGCGACGUUGAGCAGAUCGUUAAGAAGGUCGUCAAGAGCGAGCCUUCUUCAGACAAGGAGAACAAUCGCAACGGCCGUCGGAGGCGUAGGACGCUCAUCACCGGCAGCCAGCCCCUUCCCUCCCCGCUCAACGCCAGCUUCAAUCACAACAACCUCUUCCCCUCCCCAGGCUCCCUAGGUCAGAUGGUAAAUGAAGCACGGGAUCCGUCGACCCCCAAGGAUGAGGAGAAGCAGAAGCAGCGCGAGAAGACAGCGGAUCUCCUUACUGAGGAGGUGUCAGGCAUCUCUCUCGACAAAUCUCACAACUCCUCCACGUCGACGUCUUCUGCCGGGGAAAAGCGCAAAGCCGAGGAUAACGGGCUCGGCCUCGACAUUAUCAGCGUCAAGAUUGCUGAUCUGGGCAACGCCUGUUGGGUUAACCACCACUUUACGAACGACAUUCAGACGAGGCAAUAUAGGUCGCCGGAGGUCAUACUGGGUGCAAAAUGGGGCGCUAGCACGGAUGUCUGGAGCAUGGCCGCCAUGGUCUUCGAGCUCAUCACUGGCGACUACCUCUUCGACCCCCAGUCCGGCACCAAGUACGGUAAAGACGACGAUCAUAUCGCCCAGAUAAUAGAGCUGCUUGGCCCCUUUCCCAAGAGCCUCUGUCUGGCCGGAAAGUGGUCACAGGAGAUCUUCAACAGGAAGGGCGAACUCCGCAAUAUUCAUCGGCUCAGGCACUGGGCACUGCCCGACGUCCUUAAGGAGAAGUAUCACUUCAAGGAGGAGGACGCCAAGCGUAUUGCCGACUUCCUGAUCCCAAUGUUGGAGCUGCAGCCCGAGAAGCGCGCCAAUGCAGGUGGCAUGGCCGGCCAUCUCUGGCUCGAAGAUACCGCCGGCAUGAAGGGAGUCAGGAUUGAGGGUCUCGAGGUCGGUAGCCGCGGCGAGGGCAUAGACGGUUGGGCCACCGAGGUUCGGAGACGGUAG
Molecule: messenger RNA, 1638 nt
Organism: Cryphonectria parasitica EP155
Lineage: Eukaryota; Fungi; Ascomycota; Sordariomycetes; Diaporthales; Cryphonectriaceae
Exons: 5
Coding region: 1-1638 (545 amino acids)
Biological process (GO): spliceosomal complex assembly; protein phosphorylation; regulation of mRNA processing
Molecular function (GO): ATP binding; protein kinase activity
Source: RefSeq, a predicted model, not a curated record